Ostrea edulis (European flat oyster) is the source of this 1160-nucleotide messenger RNA. RefSeq names its product sulfotransferase 2A1-like. Gene Ontology annotation, biological process: sulfation. Gene Ontology annotation, cellular component: cytoplasm. Bases 138 to 1016 code for a protein of 292 amino acids. The record is from RefSeq and is a predicted model, not a curated record. Gene Ontology annotation, molecular function: sulfotransferase activity. NCBI's taxonomy places the organism in Eukaryota, Metazoa, Mollusca, Bivalvia, Ostreida, Ostreidae. The transcript has 5 exons.
AAGCGGUCAAGCUUACUGGGUGACCUUGCCGAUAAAGUCACGCGCAACGAAAAGGUAAGGCUAAGUACAUGUUAAAUGUUCUUCCCUGUCGGUAAACCUGCCUUGUAAAAAUUAUACAGAUAUGUGUACAAUUAUAGAUGAACAAACUGAGUAUAGAACUACCCGAGUGUGACGGCAUGCUUUUACCAAGGGUGCAGCCAUUUCUAACAGACCCUGGUCAGAGACUGCGAACCAUCCGAGACUCCACAUUAGAUCCAACAGCGGUUUUGCUGACCACUUAUCCUAAAUCUGGCACACACUGGGUGUGGGAAAUCAUAUGUAUGCUUCUGGAAGGUAAGAGUGAGUAUAUUCCACAAUCGCGAGAGGCGUAUUACUUAGAGGGGUUGUCUGAUUCUGACCUCCAGGAAGUGAACCAAUCUAAAAAGAGGGCACUGAGCACGCACUUGCCAUACAGGUGGCUUCCCAAACGACAUGUUCAAAAUGGCGGGAAAAUUGUACACGUUAUACGUAAUCCCAAAGACGUAGCUGUAUCGCUGUAUUAUCAUCUGAAAUCAGGCGGAUUUGUGAAGGAAAUGGACAUUUGGGACUUCGUAAAACAGCGUUUUAUAAGCAAAGAGCCUCGUCUUUAUGGUGGGUGGUUCGAAUACGAAAAAGAAUUUGCUGUCAGGUCAGACAAGGUGUAUUCUCUUCAUUAUGAAAGAUUAAACAAGAACCCAACAACAGAGAUAAGGAAAUUAGCAGAGUACCUGCGGGUAAAUAUAUCGGAUGAUUUUCUUAGAGAUGUGUCGGAAAAAUGUAGCUUCCAGAACUUAAAAGAGGCAGAUAAAACUAUAAAAGCAGACGGGAUGUUAAAGAAAAUGGUGCAGAAAGCUGGAAGAACUGGAGUGCCGGAAAUAUAUCGCAAAGGCAAAAGCGGCACAUGGAAGGAGCACUUUACUGUAGCGGAGAAUGAACAGCUCGACCAGUACAUCGCAGAGGUUAUGCAGGAUGUGCAUUUAGAUAUAAACUUUGAAUAAUACAUGUAUAUUAAGUCAACUUUCUAUUUUGUAUUCCUUAUAGGAGUUAUGAGGUUGAUCACUGUUCGUUAUCUUCACCUUUGAUUGAAAGAUUUACAUUCUCCGGUUUUCUGUCUGUACAUAAUAAAACAUUCGCUGUUCCAA